UUGUACGUUUAUUUAAAACAAUUGUUUUAGAAAACAUUACAGAUUGUCUGCAUCUGCAGCUGUACCGAGAUAGCAAAGACAGAUACAAGCAAGGUCAAACCAAAGCUUCUCUCUCGUUACAGCACUUUCUUGGCGUAGAAACUGGGUUUACAUUAGAUAAGGAAUCAAACACUAUUGCUAUACUUUGUCAAGAUGUUACAGUUGUUUUGGCUUUUGAUACAAGAGAACGCCUCAUCCAAUGGCAAGUUAAAAUUGCUUCAAAUUUGGGGGAAGAUCAGCAGUUUCUUGUUCAAAUAUGUUCGGCUCCUCACAAAUCCAAACUGGCUCCAGGGCCAGCAAGACUCCAUGUUCAAGAAUAUAGGUUUUGUAUUAGUUUGGGAGUACCCCCAAGGCUGGUUGGUGUCUGGGAAAUAUCACAGUUAAGACGAUAUGGUGUGGUAGAAGGCAGAUUCUGUUUUGAGGGUGGUUCAAGGUGUGGAAAAGGUGAAGGGUUGUAUGUACUUAUCACAGACCAGGCAGAGGAGAUAACGAGAACACUUCAGGCAGCUUCUGAAGGAAGAUUGCUUUCAACACGUCGAAGGUCUUCUUCGAGGAAUAUGUCAGUGAUGGACUCUCCGAGGAAGUGCCUGACUAGGCUGAGCAGUGCAGGAUGUGACAGUGCUUCUCUUUGCCAAAGGAUAGACAUGGGCGAGCACAGUUGUUCUCAUGACUGGCCUUCGACAGAAACACGAACUACUGACAGUGUUGACUUUGGUGAUACAGUUUCUGUCAGCGACUAUCCUGACCAAUCUCAGGAUGUAAGUCGAUGGAGCAUGGAGCCUGGAAUGGGAAGGUGCGCCAGCUGUAUCAGUAAGCUAGGAGCUAUGUCGCGCUCGUCAACAGCAGCCAAUACACCUGCAGCUGCCUUCAGUCCUGCCUGGGUCAUGGAUAUGGGCCGAAGUAUAGGAAGUGGUUCUCAUAACAGUAAUUGCAGCACCAUGUCAGUCUCAUCCCAUGAAAGUGGUUCUGAGUAUUCGAUUCCUAGAUUACCUAGUAAUGACAGGUCAGAAAAAGUAGGCCAGUGUGACUGUGAAGGCCCGGGAAGGCCGCCUAAACCUGGAGAUGUCGCCAAAACAAAGAAACCUCCUAUGCCGUCUCCUGCUCUCCAGAAUCAAAACUUCGCCAAUUACGACGUUCCAAAAACAAUUUAUCCUCAAAUACCGGAAGAAAAAGGCACUGUUAGGAAUCAACCUCGUCCUCCAGAAGAAUAUUAUGACACACCUAGAUCAGUAAAAACUGAACUUGCAGAAUAUGAUCGCCCUCUUUGUGCUUGCCAGACAAAGGUGGUACUUGAUGAACCAUGGCAACAACAACAAUGUCCUUGUAGGAUAUUGUGUUGGCCUUCUGCGUGGAUCUCCUUGCCUUAUUGUCGCCGGGGAAAUGGAAUCGAAAAUACUUCUGUACAUUUACACAAGGUAAAAUUAAGUGGAGAAGGUAAAAUGCCCGUUAUGAAUAAAUCUGGAGAACUUGCAAUAUAUGCUACUGUUGACAAAUCGAAAAAAGUCAAAUAUAGAAAUUUAGAAACAAAGGACAACAAAAUCGAAACUGUCGAUGAAACUGAUAAUGAUACUACCAAUUCAGAAAACAAUUCCAACUAUGUCAACAUCGAUCCAACUGAGAAGGACUGCAAAGGUGAACAAAAUGUGAACUAUGAAAACUUAGAUUUUGCCCAUUCAUUAGAAUACUAUGAGAACGCUAGAGAUGUUCUGCAAAAAGCUGGUUUAAAUAAGGAAAUUCCUUGUUUUGAUACUGACAAGAAUGGUGUAAAGUUCUGCAGCAAGUGUGGUCAUGCAUGUGAGGAGAACUCCGACUAUCUUAUGAUGGAACCUUCGGCCAAACCUGGUGUCAAAUUUCCUGGUUACCUGCCUAUGCAUCCCAGUUCUAAGAGUGAUAUUAUUAAAUCUCGUUUGAGCAGAGGACUUUCAGACCGAGCUUCAAGUAUACCUUCUUUGAGUGAUCGGUGUAACAGGAGGUCAGAUUCAGAUAUGAGGGUCCCUGGCUCUGCUAUGCUAGGCCUUAACCACCCCCAGUCUGCAAACUCUUCUCCUUACCUGACUAGAAGAGCUCCUCUUAUGCAACGUAAGCGGUCCAGCUCUGCAGAUUCUAGCCGGGGUGAGGAUGAUGAUGUCACACUUUGCUCAAAGGAACCUCCUCCACCACCAACACAACCAUCCAGGACUGAAGAACCUCCUGCUCCAGUAUUACAAGAAACAGUUGUACAGGUAAGAAGAUCUUGUUCUGUGCCUUGCAAGCCUGGCAACAGAGACAGUUCGAGUUCUGCUGAUUCUGGAGUGUCUACUGGGUCGCUGAAGCAGAGAGAGGACUUUGGAGAGUUUGAGUUACCACUGACCACAGCUCUUUCGUGCAGGCGCCUGCGCCUCGCCCAGGAGACACCUUGUCUUCAUUCCAGUCUACCGAGGAGAAGCAAAUCGUCGGACCCAUUAAGUCAGCUCAGUUUUCAGUUCCACAAAAUCAAGGUACCUGCCAAGUCAUCCUCAGCUGAAGCCGAAAUACCCAUUUGUCAUGGCAAAAGGGAGCCUAAAGAAUAUUGUAGUCCUGGGGGUGAUGGAGCUAUUGUUGUACCCUAUACGGAUUCAAGAAGCACUUCCAGUGGUACCUCAGAUAUGUCAGAUUAUAUAGAAACUCUUUCAUUAUCAUCACACAGCUCCUCAGACACGCCUGACAGUUUAAGAUUGGGUCGCAUUGCUGCCACAACAUUACGGCCUAGGAGUGGUAAGGAAUACCACAAAAUUGAUCGCUACAUUCUCGAAAGUGACAUAAAAUUGAAAAGUAUCACAACUGUGCCAGAAAAAUGUGAAUCUCCAUCGCCAGGGUACAUGAGCAGCUCUCCAGGAAACUAAUCGAGUCUUGCUCCUUUGUCGCUGUAAAUAGUUCAGCUGAAAUGAUUUUAUUUCAUUCCUUUUGUUCUAGUUAGUUUCUAUUGUAGUACGAGCAAUCGCAACUUACGAUUGCCAUCAAUCGGUCCUUUCAUUGUCAGAGGCGGAAAUGUGUAAUUUAUUUUUGUAAAUAUUUUGUUAUUACUAUUUUUAUUAGCUACGUGUGCCAUAAUUUCAUGCCCUCUUGGUAAUUUGUCUUAGUCACCAGGUACAUCUAGUAGAAUAUGUAUGAUUGUAAUUUGUAAAGGUGUAUUUAAUAUAGUUUACUAUUAUUUAUUAAAUAAACCCAAUGAAAAUAAGAAAAAAAGUAAUUUUUACAGUUAUGUAAAUAAAAAAUAUUUUAUAUUAUAGAUAUAAAGUGGUUAUACGAGCUUUUAUUAUUAAUUUUUCUUAUUAACUUAUUAAAUACAUGAUUUAUGCUCUGUGCUACAUACCCAUGAAUGAAAGCUAUUAUAUAAAUGACACUGUUUGUUUUUGUUUUUCACUAACAUGUUCUAUUCUGCUUUUUUUUUAAUUAUUGUUAUUUAUUUAGUACCCAUGAAGUUAGUUCAGAUAAAUUAAUAAGUGACUUUUUUAAAAAUACUUAUAUUAAUAAUUAUCUUAUAAUUUAAUUAUAUUUUGAUUUAACUUAAACUUUUAUUUAUUUUUUUAAAAAUAUUUAACUGUGAAUAAAUAAUACCAUAAUUAGGAGAAUAAAUACUUGUAACAGUAUAAAUUGAUCACAAAAGAAUGGUAAAUAUAUAAUAAUUGAAAUUAUUUUGUAAUAAGUAAUAAGUCAAUUACGCUAUAAAUUAUCACUCUAUAUGGUUGAGGUUGUGAAAGGUACUUUUUUUUUAAACAGCCCUUCUAUUCACAUGUUAUUUGUCAAAACAUUGAUAAAGUCAAAUCAAACGUGAGCAAUAAACAAAAGAAUUGGAUUAUUAGUUUGCACAAUAUCAGCAGUAGUUAUAUGAUUAGUGUAUGUACAUUUAAGAAAAUGGACAUUCACAUGCAAUUUGAUGCAUUUUUAUUACUGUUUAUAAAAAUAAUCUUAAAAUAUAUUACAAGCUUCGUUCGAAAAUGCUGUACUGCUAGAGAUACCAGCUUAAAGUCUGGGUAUUGAUCAAUAUGUCUUAUUCCCUAGUAAUCAUCUUAUAUAUCUUUAAGAUUUUAUUUGUUUUAAUGAACUAUAUUUUUUUUUUAUAUUAUAUUUGGUAGAUUCUCUCCAAAUUCAAUUGAAUGAUUAAAAAUACAUUAAGAAGUAAAACAAAAUUAUUAAUUAAUAUAUUCACAGAAUUUUAUAAUUUAUUGUGUCAAUUGAUUACAAUUUAUAAGGUAGGUAAAGUGAAGCAAAAUAGAAAUAAAUAAGGUUCACAAAUUAUAAUAUCGGUUUGCAGUUUUCCAGAAUGGCAAAAAUGUUGAAUGUCAAUUUAUAUCUUGCCUCCGUAUAUAUUUUAUUGAUUUAUAUCAUCAUCUAUGCCAGUAUUUGCUCAAAUAUAAAUUGAUAUAAUUGGCAAAUGGGAUGAUUAAUUUUUUUCAUUGAUUCCUCAUAUCUAUUUUUAUUUUUCGACAUUCUUGCAUUAAUUCUUUGAAUUCUCAACCAUAUCAAAUAUUUUGAUAGCAGUGAUCAUAGUUGGCUUGUAACUUAUUAUUUACUCGUAGGGUUGAUUUGGCAGUUUUGAAUUAUGUGCCUGAAAUUGAAUAGAUAAUGUGAAAUGUGGUCUUUAGACUUUUUAUUAUGUUCCUAUCUUUAUCUUUGAUGAAUAAAAAAAAUACUUAUUAUGACUUAAAUGUAUCUUCAAAUUGCAAUUACUAACUGUGAUAAGCCAAGUUGAACCUCAUGGCAUUAUAAUUUUUUUUUUCUUACAAAUUAGGUUGCCAAAAAACUGCCAAUAUCUUCAUUUAAAAUUCCAUUGCUAUCAUACAAAGGUGGAAUAUUGUACUGUCCAUCAGAGACUUAAUAAUGAACUAGUUGAUUUAGUUGAAUAAUAUCCCUAUUUUUUAUAAUUUUUAGGCACAAAUAUAUCAUUUUUUUUAUAUUGUAGAUUUUUUCAUAUAUCACUAGUUAUUAAGCAAUUAAAUAAAUAUUUUAAUAAAAUGUGAGCCUCCUCCUCACAUUUACCUAUUAUGUUGUAUAAAUGAGUGUGAGUUCUUCCAUUUUGUAUAUAUACAUGAAUAUAUAUAUAUAGAUAGAUAGAUAUAGAUAGAAUGAUAUUUGUGGUAUUAGAAUAAGCAUACUGUU
Molecule: messenger RNA, 5157 nt
Organism: Nezara viridula (southern green stink bug)
Lineage: Eukaryota; Metazoa; Arthropoda; Insecta; Hemiptera; Pentatomidae
Source: the annotation of a GenBank genome assembly